Capsicum annuum is the source of this 858-nucleotide messenger RNA. RefSeq lists its product as uncharacterized. Gene Ontology annotation, biological process: meristem development; meristem maintenance. The record is from RefSeq and is a predicted model, not a curated record. Lineage: Eukaryota; Viridiplantae; Streptophyta; Magnoliopsida; Solanales; Solanaceae. The transcript is spliced from 3 exons. The coding region runs from base 1 to 858 and encodes 285 amino acids.
AUGGUGGAUCCAUCAGAAUAUGCUUUCAUGGAAGAAAGAGAGGAGCUAAUGGUUUCACUUGUUGAUGAACAAAUUCAUCUUCACAAUGAUUUGAUUAUUGCGCUUGUGGAGAGAUGGUGUAUGGAGACUAAUACAUUCAUCUUUCCAUGGGGAGAAUCAACUUUUACUUUGGAAGAUAUGUUACUUUUGGGUGGUUUCUCUGUUUUAGGCCGUAGUGUGUUGAAACCUGUUAAGACCAAAGAGUCUGAUGAAAUGGAAAGAAGUCUUAGGGAACUUUAUAAAGUUGUUAGAGCGCGUAAACUAUGUGUUUAUAACCAUUCCUGGAUGGAGUUUGCGUUUCCCCCUAAAGGUUUUCAGAAUGUGCACCAAGCUGUUAUCCCUAUUGCAAUUCAUCUUUCUCAACGUAACUCAAUGCCACUUGCCCCUGCUGUUCUUGCUAUUUAUAGAGAUUUGAACUUGCUUAACCAAUUGAUUGCAUCUUCAGCUAAGCACACUGAACAUAGUAGUAAUUCUAGAUGCAUACAAGAUGAGUCAGAACUUAUCCUUCGCGCUCCUCUUCAUUUUGUUCAGCCAUGGGCUUGGGAGAGAUUUUCCAGUUUGCAGCCUAAGCCUAGUGUUAUUUACUGUGGAGAGCCAAGAGUGGCUAGAUGGCAUAGGGUGAAAAAAAUAGAACAUGUAAAUCCUAGGAGUGAAAUUGAUUCGGUAGCAGAAUGUUUUCUGUGGCGCCCUUAUGCUAAUGAUACUGUGAAGAAUUGGGACAUCAACAAAUUCUGCAAGGGAAAGGAGGAAUAUGUGGUGGCUGGACCAACUAUGGGAAGAGAAAUCUUGAUACUUGCUCAGACUUAUUCGAGCUUCUGA